This is a messenger RNA of Triticum aestivum (bread wheat), 901 nucleotides long. RefSeq names its product phosphoenolpyruvate phosphatase. The record is from RefSeq and is a predicted model, not a curated record. Gene Ontology annotation, molecular function: metal ion binding; acid phosphatase activity. The transcript is spliced from 3 exons. Bases 166 to 723 code for a protein of 185 amino acids. Lineage: Eukaryota; Viridiplantae; Streptophyta; Magnoliopsida; Poales; Poaceae.
CCCCUCCCCCCCCUCCCACACCAGGCCUCGCCACCUCGUGUUUAUCCCCCGCCGGUCUCCGCCUCUCCGCCCUCACUCCAUCGCUCCAACGCCCGCCCCUCUCACACAUUCGGUAGUACAAUUUUCAGGGCAAGGGGGUGUAGGUGGCACCGUUGUUCUUCCCGAAUGAGGAGUCGGGGCUCACUGGUGCUGCUGACGCACGUCCUGCUCUGCCUGGUAAGCGGCGCUUACUCUGGCCGCAUGAGCUCCUACGUGCGUAAUGAGUUCCCGUCCGACGACAUUCCUCUAGAGCACAAGUCUCUUGAGGUUCCAAAAGGCUACAAUGCUCCACGGCAGGUUCAUAUCACUCAAGGUGACUAUGACGGGAAAGCCGUCAUAAUCUCGUGGGUUACCGAGUUGGAACCCGCACGGAGCGAGGUGUUUUACGGUAAAGAGGAGAAACUCUAUGAUCGGAAAGCCAAAGGGAGGAUGACGAAUUAUACGUUCUACAACUAUCGAGGAAUUAUCAAACUGUUCAGGUAUAGCGCCUGCGAAGGACUGACGUACCGCAUGUCGACAUACUUCAAGAGAAUAAGCAAAGGUCUAGGUUCUGCACCAUACGUCGAGGUCAGGGACACAAGAUUACCACAUGCAUGUGCUAAACGAGGUGACAUCCCUAAGGCUCCGAGGAAAUUGCCAAAGUGUUCGAAGUGUGUAGUGCUUGGUCACAGGAAGAAUGUGUGACUUACCGAUCAAUUUGAGCCGAACUUCCUUUAGCCUCGCUUUAUCAAAUGUAGCAAGAGUGUUUCGAAAUUCAGUUUCUCUACAUUUCAGUUCAUAAUUUUGUUCAUGUUCACCGGGUCAUUGUUGUGAUGACUGUUUGGGACUUAAUGAGAUAUUUAUUCGAAUUGUCGGGACAUUU